GCAGCUACCGCGUGCAUCGCUCACACAGGAACACGGCGCCUAUGCUGAUACUUGCAAGAACAUUCCGCCUCAGUUUGCUGGCCUUUCGAAAUAGCGAGAUCUCGAAGACCGCUUCGUCGGCGCUGCUACGCCCCACGCCCUCAACAGCGGUCACCCUCGCACCUCCGUGUGGUAUCUCGCACAGCAGCUGCCGCAGCACUUAUACAACAAGGCUCAGCAUGUCAGAUGACACUGGCGGUGGACGUGUGAUCCGGCCGCGUGUCCCUGUGAGCUCGGUCACGGCAUUCGGGCAGGGCCUGGGGCAAGAAGAACUCCAGUCCCUCGGCAAGGAGAUGGAAGCGUCAAACGAGGGUGAGCGGCUCGUGUUUCCCUUCGUGGGCAAGCUGUAUGACGUCUCCAACGCCGCUCUGUUCUACGCGCACAACGGGCGCCUGGACGCAGCUCAGGAGCAGCUGAAAGCUGGCGCGGACCUGAUGGCAUCGGAGCUGGAGGGCGUUGACAAGGCCUGCUCGAAGGACGGGGUUCGCAACGAGAGGGUUUCCGGAGCGCUCGAAAACCUCGUCAAGGCCAAGGCCUUCGUCUACUUCCUGCAGACAGGGCGGCUACUGCGUAAGUCUGCGCUUGAAGAGGAGGUCGCCGAUGACGAGUACCUGGGAGCGGCCAUGAGACUCACCUCUGAGCUCUCACGAUACGCAAUCACUCAGGCCUCCAUCCUGGACCGCAGCUCUAUCCUGGCCUGCGCCUCGCUGUGCCGCGGCGUGUUCGGAGAGCUGGUGCAGUUCGACCUCCGCAACGGCCCGCUCCGUAGGAAGUUCGACGGCGUCAAGUACGACGUCCGCAAGGUGGACGACAUCCUGUACGAGCUGGCGCUGGUGGGGACAGGAGCGGACGAGGGAGACGGCAAUGCCGAUGAGGACGGCGGCGGGGGCAGCCGAAAACGGAAAGAGAGGGAGGAGGAAGAGGAGGAGCAGAAGAAGGCAGAAGGGGGGCCCGUUUUGGACACCGAAGAGUUCGAGUCCAUCCGCGUGGCCAUGACAUAUUUCGACGAGAAGAGGGAGGCCGUCAUCAAGCGGACACGAGACAUUCAAAAGUGGAGCAAGAUGGCCAUCUACAGCCUCCACCGGGCUGACUUGAAGAAGGCGGAGAAGCAGAUUUCGGACUGUCGGACGGCCGCGGAGGGUCUCCUUCCCCUCAUCGACGAGACACCCCGGCUAAGGAUGGGGGCCUACUCGUGCUCGAUGGAGGAAUUCGCGGAAGCCCGCCUGUACGAGCUGUGGCUAAAGGAGAAGAGGUUGGCAACGAGGGCCGAGGUCGGCCUAGUCAACACGGAAGAGUACUUGGGCGGCCUGCUGGACCUCACGGGCGAGCUUAACCGGUUUGCCGUGGCGCGUGCGACGGAGAGGGACUCGGUCGGGGUAAAGGAGUGCCUCGAGACAGUCUUGGUGAUCCACGAGUUUGUGACGCUGAACGCCCUUCCAGGGAAGCUUCCCAAGAAGAAGAACGAGCUGUUAAACUCGCUCAGAAAGCUUCAGAACAUGACCUACGAGCUGGCCCUGAUGAAGGCCGGGAAGGGAACGGUGUCGGGCGUGUCCGGCUUGGACGAAGGGCCCGCGACGGCCGACAAAGAAGGCUAG
This is a messenger RNA of Ectocarpus siliculosus, 1634 nucleotides long. The record is from the annotation of a GenBank genome assembly. Lineage: Eukaryota; Phaeophyceae; Ectocarpales; Ectocarpaceae.